This is a messenger RNA of Ilyonectria robusta, 1370 nucleotides long. RefSeq lists its product as uncharacterized. The coding region runs from base 321 to 1100 and encodes 259 amino acids. The record is from RefSeq and is a predicted model, not a curated record. NCBI's taxonomy places the organism in Eukaryota, Fungi, Ascomycota, Sordariomycetes, Hypocreales, Nectriaceae. The transcript has a single exon.
CUAGAAUACAAAUAAGAAAAGUAGUAAAAAGGGCUUUUUUGUCACGGGCCAGGGCCCAUAUCCUUGCGGCUGUGCCGCAAGACGUACGAGGCUCGUGCGCUCCAGGGACGGGAAAUCGUUCCACAGCUCAGGGGCAUUUGGGAACUUCUUUCUUUCUUCUUCAUCUUUGAUGUAAAUAGCAUCCUGGACUAGAUAGCUGGAAUCCAGCUACUAGAGGCCGUUCACAUUUUUUACAUAGUUAAGGGUGGACCACAUUUUUGUGGCUGGACCAGGUUUUUGUGACCAACCUCGGAGAGGUUGGCAUACGUGUAAGCCCCACAAUGCCAACGGGUAGCCGGUUCAACAAGGCCCUAGCGGUUGCCUUGCGGCACAACCACGACAUUCGACUCCUCGUCACGGUCACAUCAAGCCUAGCCAUGAGCUAUUACGCCACGAAUUACGCCACGAAGCUAGACACGCCGUUAUGGAAACGGGCGGCGUUUAUGAAGACGGUGUGGGAAAGGAUGUCAGCGGACGUCGGGGCCGAAGGCCAAGUAGCGCAUGACGACGAAGCCCCGAGGGCCGCGCAGGUAAAUAAUAAGGCCAGGCAAUUCCUGGCCCGAACGGCAAACCAGAUCUUCACCAGCAGGGAGCUAUCCGCCGUGGAGGUAUGCAGCAGGCUCCUCGGUCAUCCCAACCACUACUCCAGCGUGGAGAGAUGGCAGAGCAUUCACCUCAAUACGCUGUACUGGGCGGUCUUCAGGAGGUGGCGGGGUCUACAAGACGCAGCCGGACCGGAGGCUCGUCUGCGAGCGGCCCCGGAGACGAUCAACAUAGCGCAGUCUGGUGUGCAUCUUUCACUGCUGGAGGCAUACGCCGGGCGUGGGGCUCUAUUGGAGGACCUCUGCUUCUACGACUAUGCUAGCGUGAUUCAAGUGCGUCGGGUUGGGAAGCGGACGAACGUAGACAAGCCGCAGUAUUUCCCCUUCGACCAAGACCUUGUCAAUGGAGAGAGAUGGAUCCAAGAGCUCCUGAAGGUAGGGGCGCAGUACGUCCCGGUGCUCACCGGCCCGCUCAACCACGACCUGGAUAAGCUAGACCCAGGAUAUUACCAACGGUAGGAGAGGUGAAGAGAGAGAGAAGGCUCGUCGAAGAGCUAACGGCAUACAGAACCGCGGUGGUCCUCCUAGCACUCUUUGUACCUUGGCAACGCUUCACGCGCCUGGACGAGCUCUACGGCUACCGCUAUGCAUCUGGUGAGUACCCCUCAGUCAAAGACGUGUGGCAAAAGCUGUCGGAAGCCAUACCGGACCGGGUGAAGGGGGUGGUUAGCAACAUUAAGCUUCUGCACAAGAGCGCCGAAGAUGCUAAGAAAGACGCGGCGUUGUGGG